Messenger RNA from Pteropus alecto (black flying fox), 1182 nucleotides. It is a transcript of the gene CUNH14orf132, whose product is annotated as chromosome unknown C14orf132 homolog. The record is from RefSeq and is a predicted model, not a curated record. Lineage: Eukaryota; Metazoa; Chordata; Mammalia; Chiroptera; Pteropodidae. The transcript is spliced from 2 exons. Bases 230 to 481 code for a protein of 83 amino acids.
CGCUCGCGCACCCCUGGGCCUCCGCCCCAUCGCUGUCUGGAGCCGCGGGCGCUGGGCCAGCCGAGGGCGCCGAUCCGGCUGGGGACGCGCCGCUGCACCGGGGCUGCUGAGGUCCGGGGACGCGUGCUCGCUGCUCGGCCCGCUCCGGGCCAGCUGUGCAGGCGGCUGGACCAUCAGCAACGAAGACUCGAGCGCGGGCGGCGGCAGCAGCCGAGGCAACAGUGACACCAUGGAUCUGUCCUUUAUGGCCGCGCAGCUGCCCAUGAUGGGAGGAGCCUUCAUGGACUCGCCCAAUGAGGACUUCAGCACGGAGUACUCCCUCUUCAACUCCUCCCCCAACGUCCACGCGGCCUCCGGCGGCCAGGGCCAGCCCGAGGAGCCCCCGCGGUCCUCCAACGACGCAGUCUUGCUCUGGAUAGCCAUCAUAGCGACGCUGGGGAACAUCGUGGUGGUGGGGGUGGUGUACGCCUUCACCUUCUGAGGCUCCAGGACGCUCCCCCUGUGCAGGGCCCGCAGCGGGUGAGGCUUUGCGCGGGCCACCGUCGCUGUGGGCCUGUGGCUGCGCCCACGGUCCAGACCCAGGAGCUCCAGCCAUGCACACGGCCUCUCCAGGGGCAGUGACCCUGCGUCUGGAACAUCCCCACACAGCCCUAACUUAAAUCUGCCGUGCUGUGGUUGAGCCGAUCCAGAAAACAUGGGAGCAUGAGCUUCUGGCCCCUGGAGGUGGGCAGGGCAAAGCCUUCAGGCGCGAGUUAGGGAAUUCUGGAAACUGUUUUCCAAGAACAAGAGAUGGACGGAACCAGCCAGCUCGAUUCAAGAUGCCCACGUGGCUGGACGGGCGGUCGCUGGCAGUAAAUAAUCACUUCUGUGUCUUGCUUCCAUACAGACUUAUCACACCUGGUGUGUUGGGUGUCGGGGCCAGAGCCCCCGCAGAAUGUGAGUGCUCCCCGCCCAAUCUCAGACCCUUGGAAUGUUGGUGGUGGUCGCUUGAAGGGCCCUAGAAGAUUUGACUUUAAAAAAUGGCACCUUUGUCGCCAGACACCUCGGCGCCUGAUGAGACCCAAAAGCAUCAGAAAAGCCGAGAAUGGGGGGAUUACUGGUGACAUGGUGAGGUUUCCGGGGUGGUUUCCAUCUGCCGGAUGCACUUCCUCUUCUUUUUACAAAGAGAAGUUACCUUUAAAA